Rotaria sp. Silwood1 is the source of this 2664-nucleotide messenger RNA. NCBI's taxonomy places the organism in Eukaryota, Metazoa, Rotifera, Eurotatoria, Philodinida, Philodinidae. The record is from the annotation of a GenBank genome assembly.
AUGGCUACUCCUAUUCCAUUAAAAGAUAAAUUGCACACAGACAUUGAAGAUAUGGAUUUUGAAAUUUUCUGUAUUAUUUGGCUUGAUGAUAAUACAACUGCUAAAGAUAAUCGAGAUACAGAACAAAACUUACGUUCUAUUAUUAAUCGUCUUAAAAAGUUUCAAGAUAUAGCACGAUGUCAAAAAUAUAUUGAAGAACGUUCACAAAAUGAACGAUUAUUGAUGAUUGUUAGUGGUCGAUUAGGAAGUGAAAUAGUUCCUUCUAUCCAUAAAUUUCGACAAGUUAUAUCAAUUUAUGUUUAUUGUAUGGAUAUAAUUGGUCACAAAAAAUGGGCUAAUAAAUUUACAAAAGUAAAAGCUGUUGUAUCUGAACUUAAUGAACUCAUUUCUCAAAUUCGAAGGGAUCAUAAAAUUCAGAAAAUUAUAGAAGAACCUUUAUCAAUUAAUUAUUUUACUACAAGUGAUUCUGAUAGUGGUAAAUCAACAGCAGAUGUAAAUGGGAAAUUUGUUUUUUCUCAACUACUUAUUGAUUGUCUUCUACGAUUAAAAUCUACCGAAAUAGAUCGAAAAGAACUUAUAAAAUUUUGUAAAAAUGCAUAUGAAGGUAAUAAUUUUGAAUUAAGUAAUCUUCGUGAAUUUCAAAAUGAUUAUUCAUCUGACAAAGUUUUAUGGUGGUAUACACGAGAUACAUUCUUUUACAAGACUCUUAAUGCAGUUUUACGUACAGAAAAUAUUCAUAUGAUCUUUUUAUUUCGUUCAUUUAUUUCUGAUAUUCAACACCAAUUGAAAUAUCAUCAAACUAAACAUUCUCUACGUGUUUAUCGAGGGCAAAUGAUAUCAAGUAAUGAAUUGGAUACUUUGAGGCAAUGUUGUGGUCAGUUUAUUUCCAUCAAUUCAUUUUUUUCUACUAGUACUGAUUAUCAACAAGCCCUUUCAUUUCUUAACGAUUCUGGUGCUUCAGGCAAUUUAGAACCAGUAUUAUUUGAAAUCAAUGCUAAUCCAAAUAUGGCUACUACAAAACCAUUUGCUGAUAUCAGUGCAUAUAGUGAAUUUCCUGGUGAGUCAGAAAUAUUAUUUAUGCUUGGUUCUAUUUUUCGUUUGAACAAUGUCGAACACAAUAGUAAUGAUCAAGUAUGGGUUAUACAAAUGACAUUAUGUAGUGAAAAUGAACAUGAUUUAAAAAACGUUCUCAUUUAUAUGAAACAACAACUUGGAAGUGGAGAAACAAAUCUUCGAACCUUAGGAAAAAUAUUAUCGGAGAUGGGAAAAUUUAAUUUAGCUGAACAAUAUUUUAUUCGCUUACUAGAAGAACUUUCACCUAAUGAUCCUUUACUUGGUAAUUUAUAUGAAGAUCUUGGAAAACUAGCAUCACAAACUGGUGACUAUAAUAAGAGUGUCAAGUGGCAUCAAAAAUCACUUGCAUUCAAAAACUCCAGUGAAUUAAUUGAUGCAACUCAUAUUGAUCAAAGUAACAGUUAUAUUGAUGUAUCAGAGACAUCCAAAUACAUUCCUGCUCCAGCUGUACCAAAACGUAAAACGAAACCAUCUGAUGUUUCACAUAAAUUUAAAGUCGAAUCUUCAUCAAAAUCAGAUGUUGUUGCUUUAAUAAAAAAUGCUGGUAAUAAUGGUGUUGCAUGUUUACCUAUAUCGCCAAGUAAUAUUAAGCCAUCAUCACGAACAUCAGCUAAAAAAGUGUCAUUACCAUCAUUAAAUGAUGAACGUAUGUAUAGUGAUGAUAAAAAUUUUGAUCGACCUGCAUCUUCGUCACCAUAUGACGGUUCCUUUGAUGAUUCUCAACAAACAUCAAUGAUUAAAUAUUUAUCAACAUCACGUAUUGAUCAACCUGGUUUAUCAUCACCACUUCAUUCCGAGCGACCAUAUAAUGCUCAUGGUUUUGAUACAUAUAAAAAGCAAUCAUUUCGAUCAACAUUUCUUACUAGUCAAUCAUAUUUACCUACUGAUCCAUGGCCUCGAAAAUGCGUUCUUAUUCGUGAUCCAGGUUUUUAUGGAUGUGGUUUUCGAAUGAUUGAAAAAGAAAAUUAUGAUACACCGAUUGUUAUUGAAGUACGUCCAAAUAGUCCAGCUAAACGAAGUGGUUUAGUUGAAGGUGAUCAUAUAAUUUAUAUUGAAAAUCGUAAUGUACAAGCUGUAAGAUCAUUUGAUGAAAUGGUACUUUUAAUUCAACGAACAUUUGAUGAAACAGGUCAAGUUACACUUGUUACAUCAACAGCCUCAGCUUAUCAAUUCUUAAAACGUAAAGGUGGUUUUUUACAAUCUGAACCGUUUGAAUAUCAAUUGCCUUAUGUGCGUGAAUUAGCGCCACGUUUAUGUCGUAUUAUUUUAUAUAAUCAUGAACAAGAUUUUGGUUUUACAUUACAACGUGACAAUCCCAUACAUAUUGAAGAUGUUCAUCCAGGUUCACCAGCAUAUGAAUAUGGUUUACGUCCAAACGAUAAAAUAAUUGAAUUAAAUGGUUGUGAUACAGCAACAUUAUCACCCGAACAAAUUAUUGAUAUGAUUGAAACAAGUAAACGACGACGACAAUUAGAUAUAUUAGUUAUUGAUUCAGCUGGUUUUGAAUUUUCAAUAAAACAUGCUAUACCAAUUAAUUCACUUCUACCAUUUGUUCAACCAGGACAAAGACGAGGUAAAAUAUUUAUUUAA